AGUUACAGAUUUCCUUUUUCUGAAGCAAUCGCCAGCAAUGUGCUGACAAAAGUACCUGCUUUAAUGACUAUGGCACCAGUGUGCUUCAUUACAGCAAAAUGGCCUCUCCUAAACCCCGUAAAGAAUCCGUGGGGUGUUGCCAAGAGGAAGAUGAGAGAAGCCAUACCCAACAAUGCAGACCUGCUAAAGGCCGCUACUAAAGCAACCUGUGGAUGAAAAAUGAAAAAUAUGGAUGGGUGGGGGCCUUCUAACUCAAAGGAAUUCCACUUAUUUUGUUAGCUUUGUGCAACACUGAAAGAAAAAAAGAGAAGAAGAAAUGAUCUCCACACAGCUAGUGUUUGCACAAGAUGCAUGAUUUAAUAACGUUGCCCCCACCACAUCCUCCCACUUCUGUGUGGAGAAGCUUUCGUGUUUUAAGGAGUUUUUCCCUAAGUCUCCUUCUCCCGCAGUAUUAUAUUACACCCCUCCUCUCCCAAUCAGAGUCCUCCCCAAAAUCCUCCUGCCCUCUCUUCGCUAUAAGAGCCUGGGGUCGUCCCAGCCUGGCAGAUACCUCUCUCUCUUUGUGGCGCACCACAUUUCAUAAUUCAGAUCUAAAAACCAUUGCAGGCCAAACGCCUUAAUAUAGCUGUCCCUGUUUGUUGAUAUUUGUGACAGUUACUUGGGUCAGGGGUCAAAAACUGUACCACAUCCUAAAAAGGAAAAAAAAAAAAAAAAAAAAAAAAGUCCGUCUGAAAAGACGAUGCGGGAAGACGACUCCUCCCCGAUGGACAGCGCUGGGAACAGUGAGGAGGAGAGUGACCGUCAGUUGCCACGGAGAGGGGCAAGAAAGCGGCGGUCAGCGCGCCAGAGCACGGACGAGGAGGAGGAUGAGGAGGGAGGCGUAGAGAGCUCCAUCCGGGGCAAGAAAAAGUGCAGAAAGAUCUGCGACGACGGAGGAAGCGGCGGCAGCGAGGCCAGCAGCAGCAGCAGCCCCGCGCGCUCCUUCGACGACCUGCAGACGCAGCGUGUGAUGGCCAACAUCCGCGAGCGACAACGGACGCAGUCGUUGAACGAAGCGUUCACGUCGUUACGUAAAAUUAUCCCCACCCUCCCGUCUGACAAGCUCAGCAAGAUCCAGACGCUGAAGCUGGCGGCCCGCUAUAUUGACUUUCUGUGCCAGGUCCUCCAGAGUGACGAGCUGGACGCGCGAGGGACCAAUUGCAGCUACGUGGCGCACGAGCGCUUGAGCUACGCAUUCUCAGUUUGGAGGAUGGGGGGCGCAUGGUCCUUGUCGACCACUUCCCACUAACUGGACCUGGGAUGUCUGUGAUGAGGCAUCGGACUGAAGAACGAGUGACUCAGGCCGAAGGCAGCCGAGGCCCAGGAUCUGUUGCUUUGCUUCAGGCCUCUGAGGAAAGCAGCCCACUUUUCACUUUUCCCUUUGCGUGGAUUGUAAUGUUUGCAAGGGGAGCACUUGGACUGCCAGGACGGAUAUGAAGAAAGAGAGACACCACUGCGACUAUGAAUGUUGUAAUAACAAAACAAGCCCCUGACGAACUGCUCUGUUUUGAAACACGAGAGAGAAAAAAAAAAAAAUGACUCCACAUUCCGUGACAAUUUUUUAAGAAAAAAAAAAAAAGAAGUAUUUUGUAUUUAUUUUUGUAUGCAGGUAUGAAAUUUCUUUUAUCCCCCUUCUCCAAUAAAGCUUAUUUAUUUUCAGGUUAUCAAACGGUGUUGAAUGGAUAAACCUUUUUUUUGUUUCCUGUUGUAAAUAUUUGGUGAUAUGUUAAAUAAAGAUGAUAAUAAUAUGCAAUCUUU
Poecilia reticulata (guppy) is the source of this 1797-nucleotide messenger RNA. NCBI's taxonomy places the organism in Eukaryota, Metazoa, Chordata, Actinopteri, Cyprinodontiformes, Poeciliidae. The record is from RefSeq and is a predicted model, not a curated record.